Molecule: messenger RNA, 2257 nt
Organism: Nematostella vectensis (starlet sea anemone)
Lineage: Eukaryota; Metazoa; Cnidaria; Anthozoa; Actiniaria; Edwardsiidae
Exons: 4
Coding region: 528-1592 (354 amino acids)
Source: RefSeq, a predicted model, not a curated record
UUCUUUUGGUAUCUGGUAUAAGUUCAACGACAGGAGACACAUGUCAUAUAUCCAGAUACAUUAAUAUCACAAGUCCGGAAAAGAAUCAAUUUCAAUCGCAGGUGGUCUCGGAACGAGGGUACUGCAGGCAGCGAAUCCUCCUUCGUCUUAUUAUCCAGUCCUCUCGCCAAUAUUUCUAAGUUUCCGCUAAAACACCCAUUGUGACGUCUGUAUAAACCUUGGGCUUAACGCAGUGUAGUUUGAUUAUGCAUAUGAUGCUCACUUUGCAAUCAAUUGAAAGAACGGAGAAACAAUUCGCGGAUUCAUUCGUGGAUGUUAAUUGUGGGCAAUUUCGACAUAAUUUCAGUAAGAAAGAAAACACCACCAGCGAAUAAUUUAUACAGCCCAUUAUGCCGACGAUUAUCUUGAAACGGUGAUCUCAGCAGUUGGUGAUUCAAGAAAAUCUUCUCACCAAACCGACGUAUUCUCAGCUUUGGUACAAACAAAACAUUGUAUAACAGAACAGAGAAAAUUGACUUGGACCCGCCAUGGAGCAGAAAAGUAACUAUACGACGAGAGAACCCCGCGUGGGCUCCACUGGGCUGGAAGCAGGUGUGAUCAUCAUGGGUUUGUCUUGCGUUUGUGUCGUAGCCUGUGCCCUCGUUAUACUCCAAAUACGGUCAGUGCGCAUCCAGCGUCGACGCAGGCGCAGACAGCAAGAGCACCAGUCUGCUACCAAUAAUAACACGACGUUCACAAGAACGUUAUCCCAGGAUCCUUUGGAAGCAAGUGCCCCGCCAUCUUAUGAUGCAGUCAUGCGCAGUCCACAGCUGUAUCCUCCAUCACCGCGGUCAUCGAUAUCAUCGAUAAGAAGACUGUCCACGGUCAGUGGUCUCUCUCAACUCGGAUCCAGGCUCUCCUCGCGUGUUUCGCCAGAGACUGGGAUCGAGGAUAGCGUUGGCUCGAACGCAAGCGAGGCUUCGAAUAAAGAAGAGGAUGAUCUCCCACCGCCGUAUCCAGGCGACAUCAGUUGUUAUAGCAACGACGGGAUGUCUCCUAUUGCAAAUAUCCAUUCUGUUAGUGUAAGUGCUUCAAUAAAUCCAAGAAGUCCUUCGAGUAGCAAUUGUAGCUAUGUAAACGAUAUUGAGCUAUCACCUUUGAACGGAAGUCUGAACGACUCGCGUAAUCAUUCAGCGUCACGGAAAGGAAAAGGCAAGCAACAUACGGGUAACUAUCUAAGCCGUGUAGGGGCUGGCCUGAGAACCGCGCAAGGUGACCACCACAGUCGUUGCCGUGGCUACAGUCUCCCUGGUAACGUCACUGUGGUUAGGCCGAGGAGCCGUUCUCCUAGCCGGACUCGUAAGACGAGUGACGAAACUCCCCGCCAGCAUUCGAAAAGCUUCUCUGGGAAUGAGCUGACCUUGCCUGGGUACGAAGGGCGGUCUAGUAGUCUAUUCGCGUCUACUUCCACUCUUCUCUCACCGCACUCGUCUUGGGACUCCGGUAGCUAUCCAAGAGAACUGACAUUUGCACGCACUGGCUGCUCUCGUAGAGACAGAGAACGAAGAGCUAGCUCUGCUGACUGUCAGUGCCAGUGUCAUAAGCAAACAUGACAGAUUAUGGCAGUACCAGGGUCAUAAGCAAACAUGGCAUGUUAUGGUAGUACCAGGGUCAUAAGCAAACAUGACAGGUUAUGGUAGUACCAGGGUCAUAAGCAGUAAUGACAGGUUAUGGUAGUACCAGGGUCAUAAGCAGUAAUGACAGGUUAUGGUAGUACCAGGGUCAUAAGCAGUAAUGACAGGUUAUGGUAGUACCAGGGUCAUAAGCAGACAUGACAGGUUAUGGUAGUACCAGGGUCAUAAGCAAACAUGACAGGUUAUGGUAGUACCAGGGUCAUUAGCAAACAUGACAGGUAAUGGUAGUACCAGGGUCAUUAGCAAACAUGACAGGUUAUGGCGGUACCAGGGUCAUAAGCAGUGAUAACAGGUUAUGGUAGUACCAGGAUCGUAAGCAAACAUGACAGGUUAUGGCGGUACCAGGGUCAUAAGCAGUGAUAACAGGUUAUGGUAGUACCAGGAUCAUAAGCAAACAUGACAGGUUAUGGCGGUACCAGUGUCAUAAGCAAACAUGAGAGGUUAUGGCAGUACCAGGGUCAUAAGCAAACAUGACAGGAAACAUUUAUGACAAUGAAAAGUACAACCGCGGGAAUUCCUCAAAUCAAAGUGCAACAAAACGCACGCGUCCUUUCAUGAAAGCAAUAAUACAUUCAAACAACAAA